UCAGAGAGAACAGAGAUCCAGGAUUUGGAGCUUGCUUUCUUUUCUUUAGAUAGCAAUUGCAAAAAGUUAGACAAAUGGGAAGAAUAAUUCCAUCAGUGACAGUGCUUUUACUGGUGUUUGUGACUUCUAAAGCUUUUGAAAUUGAGGUUACACCUGAAUACAACGUUGCUGCUCAGAUUGGAGAUAAACUUGAGCUGACCUGUAGUACAAUUGGCUGUGAAUCCCCAAGUUUCUCUUGGAGAACCCAGAUGGACAAUCCCCUCGGUGGGUCAGUGUACAAUAACGGGAGCAGCUCCACCUUGACUAUGGAUCCUGUUGGCUUUGGGAAUGACCAUGAGUAUCUCUGCAGUGCAUUUUGUGACAAUGUGAAAAAAGAAAAAAGCAUCAAGGUUGACGUUUACUCUUUUCCCAGUGCACCAGUCAUUGAGAUCAGCACACCCCUGAAUGUUGGGGAAAAAGCCAGUGCCACCUGUAUGGUUCCCAAAGUGUAUCCUUCUGAGCGUUUGAAGUUGCAGCUAGAGAAAGAUGGAUCUGUUCUUGACAUGAAAGAGUUUUAUGAGGAAGUAAGCACCAAAACCACAGAGACAAAAAGUCUGACAUUGACUUUUAUCCCCACCUUUGAAGACAUUGGGAAAGAGAUUACUUGUGUGGCUGAAUUAGAGAUUGAUGAAAUGGAAUUUGAACCCAAGAAAAGACAGACUUCACAGAGAUUGAGUGUAAACUUUGGUCCACAAAAUGCUAACAUCACUGUGUCUCCAAGCAACAUAACCACGCAGGGGGAAACGCUAAUGCUCACUUGCAGGACUACAAGUAAUCCACCAGCAAGGAUUGUUUGGGGAAAAGAGCUAGAGGAUUCAAGUGUGCAGCACAUUAUAGACAAUGACACCCUAAUCAUUCCACAUGCCCAGAUGAGUGAUUCUGGGCUGUUCAUCUGUGAAGCCAUGAAUGACGCAACGAAUAAAACAGAGAGAGCAACAGUGGUCAUUUCUGUACAAGGGGCACCAAGAAUUACAGAGUUCUCCAUACAACCCUCCACAACUGUUCAAGAAGGAGAUAAUGUUACCAUCCUGUGUUCUGUUGAAAGCAACCCUGCUGCCAGGAUUGUCUUAAGGAGAAAAUCAGACAGUGAAGACACUGUGCUUUAUAGUGAGGAUGGAGUUGUCCAUAUCUCAAGUGUGACGUUCCUAAAUGCAGGAAACUACGAAUGUGAAGCAGAGAAUGCACUGGGGGAAAGCAAAAUGGCAGCAGAACUUAGCGUCGAAUAUGGACCAAGAAAUACGACAAUCUCUGUCACCCCCUCCACCACAGUGAAAGAAGGGGAAGCUGUGAUAAUGACAUGUACUAGCUACGGUAAUCCAACUCCAAAGAUCUCCUGGACAAAGCAUUUGAUCAGUGGAGAGUUGCAGUUUCUUUCUGAAGAUGCAACUUUGACUAUAAAUAACAUAAAGGCUGAACACUUGGGGCUUUAUGAAUGUGAAGGAGUUAACCAGUUUGGAAGAGAGAAAAAAACUGUGAACUUAAUUGUUCAAGUUCCACCAAAAGACACAAUGCUUUCAGUUUUCCCUUCAGACACUGUAAAAGAAGGAGACAGUGUUACCUUCUCUUGCACAUCUGAAGGUAUUCCGGCUGUUCAGAUCAUCUUGAGGAAGAAAUCAGGAGGUGCGGACACAGUGCUUGUGUCCGAAAGUGGCAGAUAUACCAUAGAUGGGGCUCAGCUAGAGGAUGCAGGAAUGUAUGAAUGUGAAUCCAGCAACAAGUUGGGACAGCAAUUUAAAAACAGAAUGCUUGAUGUCAAAGUUCCUCCCCAGAAUACUACAGAGUUAAUAUCUCCAUCAGACAAUGUUGAUGAAGGGGAAAAUAUCACUAUUAUGAGUACAACCUAUAGUAAUUUACCUCCACAGACUGUCCCACAAAAGAUCCAUCCAAGCAACACAACCAUCCUCUCAUCACAGAAUGAAACCUCUACGCUCUGUAGAGUCAUCAAAACUGAUACAGACACAUACCUGGUUGCUUGCAAUGAGACUGGAAAUAACACUGAUGUGAUUGAGAUAGCUGUUGUAGAAAUAGUGAAAGAAACAGAUUUAAUGAUUCCUGUGAUUGUUGUGCUCUCUUGUUUAUCAACAAUGGCAAUCCCUGCACUUGCAAUAUUGGUUUACAUGUCAAGGAAAGCAAAGAUAAAUGGAUCCUACAGUCCUGUAAACACACCGAAACCAAAUGUUUAAGCGAGUGACUAACCUUCUUCAUUCCAUGACAUAAUAUGACAUGCAAGUGACUUUUUGUAACACUGUCAUGUGAAAAACAUGAAAAAAUGGUCUGUAUUGUGAUAAAUACAACACCCUUUACAUUAGAGGGGAAAAUAAGACACUACCUUAGAAAUAGAUGAAUCGCUUCCCUAUUGAAGCAUGCUCAACAAGAAGAGUUCUUUGAAGUGCGAAGUUUGUAGAUAGUAUCCCAUUUCCUGUACAUAUGUAUUAUAAACAUAUUCAAGUGAACACCAGUUUGGAAAUUUCAAUAUGCUAUUGCAGCUGUAUAUAGAAAUGUUGUUUCCUGAGAUAUAAAUCAACACUAUUUUAACUGAUUAGACUAUUUUGGCAUUAUUUAAUAGUGAGUGUUUUAAAUAUAGUUUGUGUAAAUGUUUGUUGGUGGUACUUUCCUACUGCAUGUAAUGUGUUCCAGGUCCUCCUCUUAGUUAUACCAACAUAACUCCAUUGGCUCCACUAAAACUGCAUAGUAUAAAUAAGAAGAGAAUUCAGCUUUUUGUUUCUAAUUAAUUGUCACAAAUGUAAAUCCUUUAGAGUCAAUUAAAAACUUUUAAACAUUUGUUUAAUAAAUGUGCCAAAACUUUUGAUACGCAUGUAACAGUUAUAAAUGUAAUUCAGCAAGUAUCUAUUUGGGCUUAAGGUACAAUCAACUGUAGCAUGUGUGAUAUACAUGUAGCAAUGGUAUGGUAUUUAUUUGGGGUCUUGUCACUUUAAAGUAUAUAGCAAGAUUUCCAUUGACUUCACUGUGGGCAGGCCCAUAAUUUAGAAGUUAACUCUAAAUAGACAUGCUUUAUAAACUUUCACACUAAAGUAAAUCCACCUUGGGGUAUUGCUGUUAAUCAUAAAUGGUAAUAAGGCUCCAAUACACAUAUUCAACUCUUAUUGAAUAGACACAGAAUUUAUUAGACGCAUCGUAAAAAAAAAAUUGACCUAACAUAUUUAGAUGAAAUUUCUAAAUAUUUCACUGUCUCCUGUUCUUAGUGCAGUAUUUUUGUUCAUAGAAAUGUUUAUUGAGUUGAAAUUCCCAACCAAUGCCUGGGUAAUAGUGAGAUGCAACAUGUAUGUUUGCUAUAUUCCCACUUGUUAAUCCUUAUUUCUUUGAACAGCAAAGUGGUCAAAAUGCUGAAACUAGGUGGUGUAUUUAUUCAUUUUGUUUUCUAUCUUGUAUGGUGUGUGGCAAUAAUGAGAUCCAGGACACAGACUGGCCUGUAUGAGGGAAAACUCAGGGAGUUAAUGUGUACAUUCUACAAAUGGCACCAACACAAAAGCAGCAGCUGCUGUGGACUUAGUAAGUGUUACGGGUUAGUUGUCACAAAGCAGUCCUGGGUACUAGAAAUUUCUGUCAGGAGAAGAAAAGAAGAGAUGCCAGUCUGUUAAUCUAUGUAAAAGGCACCUAACAUGCUGCUUCUGCCAAUCCUGAAGAGAAAAUGAUCUUCCCUAGUUAAGGAAGCAUGUGAUAAAGCAGGACUCAGGGCCUGGAGCACAACUCCAAAGGAGUAAAAAGUCUGCCAGGGUCAUCUCUUCUUAACAAUACUUUGGGCCUGGCUGGGCCUCUCAGAGUUGAAAUUGCUCCCUAGAACUUCACACAGGUUCUCUCCCUUCUGCUUGGAAAGGGGGACCACAGUCUCUGUGGCAUCAUUGUGAUGCUGGCAGGCCAGGUGCCAAGGCUUUAGGUCUCAGCCAAGCCCUGAAAAAUUAAUUGCUGGGAACCUGUCUCUCUGUUAGUAUGAUUAAGAGGGUAUUGAACUUAUAACAACGUGUUUAGACCUUCCUUAUGAAAUGCUUGUAAGUUGCUGCAUGCCUUAACAUCACAGAUAAUUUCUUUAUCAUGUUAUACCAUAACAUUUUUUUUGCUUUGUAACUAUACAAACUGUGAACCCAGGCAGGAGGGAUCAUCUACUGCCCCUCAAGAAGGCCUAUCAAAAAUAAGUGCAUGACAGUGGAACAUCACAAUACAAAGACAGUGUUAAUUAUCCCCUUGCACCCAUAAAGAGGCUAUGUGCAAAAGGGCUUGUCCCAUAAGCUUGAAUUCUGGAAGAAGGAAAUAAAAACAGCUGACAAGAAAUUUUUUCCAUCUCUUUUGCUGUUUGACUCUUACAGGGCCAGAGCUACGAAACAGAAUCUGAGAUCCGCAGGGUCAACCUGGGUUAGCCCUAAAAGACAUUUAGAGCUGACAGAUCACUACAACAUUAUCACUUUGUAA
This is a messenger RNA of Caretta caretta (loggerhead turtle), 4464 nucleotides long. RefSeq names its product vascular cell adhesion molecule 1 (gene VCAM1). Lineage: Eukaryota; Metazoa; Chordata; Testudines; Cheloniidae. Gene Ontology annotation, cellular component: early endosome; extracellular exosome; neuronal cell body. The record is from RefSeq and is a predicted model, not a curated record. Gene Ontology annotation, biological process: regulation of B cell proliferation; homophilic cell-cell adhesion; synapse organization. Gene Ontology annotation, molecular function: protein phosphatase binding; sialic acid binding; axon guidance receptor activity.